GUGAAAACACUGUGAUGCUUUCAAAACAUUCAUCUGUUAGUCUGAGCAUCCCGACCAGCUCGACACAGCAACAUUGCAACACAUGCUGUGAGUAAAUGUCACAUCAUAUAAAGUGUCCAAUCGAGUUUGUGUAGUUUUCUGUUUACUGUGAAGAACAUUGUGUUAUUUAGGCAUUCCAUAAUGACUGCUACAAUGUCUCACAUUACACAGGCCUAUAGUUCAUCAAAAGUGAAAAUUCUGUCAUCAUAUACUUCAUGUUGUUCCUUUCUAUCUUUUCUGGAACACACAAGAAGAUGUUAGGCAGAAUGUUAGCCUCAUUCACCAUCCACUUUCACUGAAGGGAAAAAUUGAUUUGAUAAUGAUAUUUCAUUCACAGCAUGUCUGUUUUCAGCGCAAAUUCAAAAUUCAGUUCCUGCAUUUGCAGUUUGGGAGUUCGUGUUCAAACUCUGGGUAGCUCAGCGAGUAUUGACGCUGACUAUCACCCUGGAGUCACGAGUUCAAAUCCAGGGCGUGCUGAGUGACUCCAGCCAGGUCUCCUAAGCAACCAAAUUGACCCGGUUGCUAGGGAGGGUAGAGUCACAUGGGGUAACCUCCUUGUGGUUGCUAUAAUGUGGUUCUCGCUCUCAGUGGGGCGUGUGGUGAGUUGUGCGUGGAUGCUGCGGAGAAUAGCGUGAAGCCUCCACAUGCGGUAACGUGCUAAACAAGCCACGUGAUAAGAUGCGCGGAUUGACAGUAUCAGACGCGGAGGUAACUGAGAUUCAUCCUCCGCCACCCGGAUUGAGUCACUACGCCACCACAAGGACUUGGAGCACAUUGGGAAUUGGACAUGCCAAAUUGGGGAGAAAAGGGAAGAAAAAAAUAAUACUUUCAUUUUCUAUAAAUUAACGGAGCCAAAUCCUGACAAGAACCACAUUUUCCAUGCAUAUAAAAAGAGCAUGUCACUGUCUUGGAAAUAUGCCUGACAUUCAACAAGUCCAUAUUUCUAUAUUUCCAAUUCACUGCAUACAGUUUAUUUACACUACCAACCUCUUCUGAAAGUGCUGUCUUUGUUUAUAUCGCUGGUGCUUGAGGGAAUGGACUAUAUAAUAGGAAGCAGAUGCUGCAAUAACCGGAGAAGAACCUCAGAAUUAAAUUGCACUCGAUCCAGCCUAUUAGUGUUUUGUGCAUGCAAUUUCGCCAAACCCACUUGCGCCUAGACUUAGCGCAUGUUUGCACGAAAAUACCAAACCUUUAUAGCCAAGCCCAUUGACAUUGCGCGUAUGAUGUAUCGCAUAGCACUGUGCUUAACGCUCUUAAAAUAGGGUCCAUUAUGUACAUCUGUUUGCAUUUUGCAACUGCCAAAGGAAGUGCGCCUCCUUACAAGUCUGUGUACACAGACAUCAUUUUGAAUUCGUUGAGUAUCUUAUAAGUAAUGUGAUUACUUUUUUGAUGAUGUAAUCUGUAAAUUCAGUUAUCUGAUUGCAGUUUUAGAGAAGCAGUUAGUCAUUUGUUGUGAAAUAAGUUUUUUGACUAACUUACCCAACACAAAGAUAUUGCUACUGGAGUAGUUCAGUAGUCAUCUAAUAAAACCAAAGCUCGUCUGUAGAGAACGACAACAGUUAUUUUUUAUCUCCCAAGGCUGAAUCCAUGAUUGAUCAUGUUUUUGCAUGACACAUCUUUAGUCAUGACACGACUGUAAAGUCUGCUGUCAUGCAAUGCUAACAGCUCUGGAAAUCCAGUGCACCCAAACUUAGGACACUGCUUUUUGUGCUCCUGUUGAUUGGCUGUCCGUAUCCUCGAUGAACCCGCAGCAAUAUUGAGCCAGUCUGUUCCCAAGCUUCACUCAAUAUGCAUUAGUGAUGUUAUCAUGCUAGACACUAUACUUGAUCUCCAACUGUCUCACUGUGCUCUCUGUGUAAGAGGACGCACACAGUGUCAGGGUUAAUACAUUCAAGGCCGGAAACACCUGUCACUUUCCUUCUAGCUGGACUGUGUUGAAGAAAGGUCCGUGUCUUCAGGUGUCAACACCUGUUACAUCUGUCUCCGCCUUCUUUCAUCUCUCCUGUCCAUGAAGACGCAGUCUGAUUCAGUUUUGUUUGGGUUUUGUUUCUUCAGUCAGUGGGGUGUGGCGUGCAUGUUUUGAAUGGCACUGUUGCCCUGUCGUGAUGACUCCAGCUCUUGUUUUCUGCAGAUCUUCAGAAUGUUCCAGAGGAAGAAGAGGAAGAGGAGGCUGGAGAUCUCCGGUCCCAAGAACUUUGAGCACAGAGUGCACACAUCAUUUGAUCCAGUUCAGGGCUGUUUUGUGGGUCUGCCACCUCAGUGGCAAAGCCUCAUAGAGACACUGAAGAGGCCCAAACCUGUGGUGGAUCCAUCCAACAUCACACAUGUGCAACCCAAACCAAAAAAGAACAUUGUGCGUGGCAGUUUCAUCGGACAUGAGGACUACAUCUCUGCUGCGAUUGCUCAGAUGAGUCUACUCUCUGUAACGAGCUCAAACUCAUUAAGAAGGACCAGCACAUCAUUACGGAAACGAGCACAAUCGCUGGGACGUUUAGGACAGUUAGCCGAAGGAGAGACUUACGAAUAUCAGGGACUGAAUGACGCAAAUCAGAAAAACGUACAGAUGGUCUCAGACAGGCAUUCAAGAUCCCGUCAGGUCCACAGUGACAGUGGAAGUCCACGACCUGGUUCUAAAAAGAGUUACACAUUUGACUCGAACGAUGCACGACCGAGAGCGCAAUCAAUCCACGAGGCGUCGAUAUUCAUGGGACAGCCACCGCUCAUGCCCCGGGACAUUUUAUUCUUGCCUAGAACUGUUCGUGAGGGACCCAAGAUUUCUCAACCAGACUGUAAACACAACCAAAGACCCGUUUCCUGUCUCUACAGUACCUAUUGCGUAACUGAUGGAGCAAAGGUCAAGCCGAGGGGCAGCUCGGAACAACCGAAGGUGGAAACGCCAAGAAGACCACACUCCACGUACAACACAAAGGUAAAUUCGCCUAGCUACCCAACCAUUUCCAAACCCAACGGCACUAGCAGUCCAAAACCAGGACCCAUUACCCACCAAACCCCACGUAGUUCCUCCAACGACACCCUAAACAUUUCUCCAUUCAAAACCUCAGGAACUCCAGGCUCGGUACCACCAACACAGGUCAGUCCAUCCCAACCGAGACCCUCACCAAUGGGUUCAUCCACCACGAGUCCAACAGGUGCCUCUUCGCCCUGUCUCAGACCGCCCCAAACCCCUGCCAGCAUCACAGAGUCGCCCAAAGUGACCCACACGGAGUUCAAAGCUGCCCUGCAGAUGGUAGUGGACAAAGGUGACCCUUGCAGUUAUUUGGAGAACUUUGUGAAGAUCGGAGAAGGCUCGACGGGUGUGGUUUGCAUCGCCCGCGAGAAGCACAGUGGACGGCAGGUUGCCGUGAAGAUGAUGGACCUGAGGAAGCAGCAAAGACGAGAACUGCUCUUUAAUGAAGUGGUUAUCAUGCGAGACUACAGACAUAAGAAUGUGGUAGAGAUGUAUAAGAGUGCACUGGUGGGUGAAGAGCUGUGGGUCAUCAUGGAAUACCUGCAGGGCGGCGCUCUAACCAACAUUGUUUCAGAAACCAGGAUAACGGAGGAACAGAUCGCGACAGUGUGUGAAGCUGUACUGCAGGCGCUGUGUUAUCUACACGCUCAGGGAGUCAUUCACAGAGACAUCAAGAGCGACUCUAUACUGCUGACACUAGACGGACGGGUGAAGCUGUCAGAUUUUGGAUUCUGUGCUCAGAUCAGUAAAGACAUUCCAAAGAGGAAGUCAUUAGUUGGAACUCCGUAUUGGAUGGCACCUGAGGUGGUUUCAAAGACACCAUAUGGCACUCAGGUGGAUGUUUGGUCUCUGGGCAUCAUGGUGGUGGAGAUGGUGGAUGGAGAACCUCCGUAUUUCAGCGAGACGCCAAUAGCAGCCAUGAAGAGACUUCGAGAUGAGCCCGCGCCUACUGCCAGGAACAUAAACAAGAUCUCUCCUGUUCUGCGGGAUUUUCUGGACUCCAUGCUGACCCGUGAUCCUCUGAUGAGAGCGAGUGCCAGUGAGCUUCUCCAUCAUCCAUUCCUGCUGCAGAGCGCUUCUCCUCGCUGUCUGGUUCCUCUAGUGGAACAGUACCGCAAACGCAUGUCUCACUGCUGAACAGAACCAACAACGUUCUCAUGCUGAUUUACUCUGUGAUGAUGGACUGCUGUCAGCAUGUGUUUGACUGCCAAAGUUUUGUCGAAUGUCUCGGAACAAAGUGCUGAAAUGUAUUUGCUGAUUACUGAACUGAAUGCAGAGGAGAACCCACAUACUGCAGUUUUGAUCUGAUUCAGCUGAAACAAUGAACUGUACUGUUGACAUCACCACUGUAAUGGAGAACUACUUUGUAUAUAUAUAUAUAUAGAGAGAGAGAGUGGGGGUCCAAAGGUCUGAGACCACUUUAUUUUGUUCAGAUUAUUCAUGGCUUUAAUACAGAAACAAGUGAAUAUACUGCCAAUAAGUCACCUUCAAAACAUGCCACUGUAAUUGUACAAACCUUUGACAGUAUGUUACAGAUAUAAUAUAUCAUUCACGCUGCAGAGGUUUGAAAUAAAAUGUAAUUUUAAUGUUGUACAGUAACAUAUGAUACAUGCAUUUAUGGCGCUAAAUAUUCCUUCCUGUCAAAAGCAACAGGCUGUUGUGCUUUGAGACGGUCACUGAAACAAUGUUAUAUUGUAAAAUGUGAAAGGACAGGAAAUUAUUUGUAUAAUUUACAUGUUGCUAAAAUUGCAUUUGAUGUUGAUAAAGGACCUGGAAUGUUAUACUGCUGCGACAGUCUUCCAAAAUAAAUAAAUGUUGGUGAAUA
This is a messenger RNA of Myxocyprinus asiaticus (Chinese sucker), 4832 nucleotides long. Its product is annotated as serine/threonine-protein kinase PAK 6-like. The record is from RefSeq and is a predicted model, not a curated record. Bases 2123 to 4144 code for a protein of 673 amino acids. Gene Ontology annotation, cellular component: cytoplasm. The transcript has 8 exons. Gene Ontology annotation, biological process: intracellular signal transduction; protein phosphorylation; regulation of MAPK cascade. Gene Ontology annotation, molecular function: ATP binding; protein serine/threonine kinase activity. Lineage: Eukaryota; Metazoa; Chordata; Actinopteri; Cypriniformes; Catostomidae.